Aspergillus welwitschiae is the source of this 644-nucleotide messenger RNA. RefSeq lists its product as uncharacterized. The transcript has a single exon. The record is from RefSeq and is a predicted model, not a curated record. NCBI's taxonomy places the organism in Eukaryota, Fungi, Ascomycota, Eurotiomycetes, Eurotiales, Aspergillaceae. The coding region runs from base 77 to 412 and encodes 111 amino acids.
CCUGAUGAUACCUCCUCUUCCUCCACCUUUCUUUUCUAGUAACCAUCUCUCUCAUCUCGGCCUGUACACAUACUAGAUGCUGGGUGUAUCUUACUUACUACUCUUGUUUUCCGUACCCUUGACGGUUGAUUUUCCCUUUUGUGUGUGUGUGUGUGUGUGUGUGUGUGUGUGUGACGCUACUGAUGCAGAAUGUAUUUGCUCCUUUGCUGCUUUUCGUUGUACCCAGGGUAUAGCUGAUCUUGAUCUCAGUGCUAGAAUGUGUUUACAGAUACAUAUAUGUCCACAUAUAUAUACAAUUACAUCGCAUCAUGUACUGACGAUGAUAGACCUUCCUGUCUUGUCAAUUGAAGGCGUUCUUGACGACCAAGUCUUCCACAUGUUCAAGAAUCUAACUAGUUAUUUCGGCAACUGAAAAGGCUACUGCUAACCAUUGCAAGGUACUACUAUUUAGCCGUAGUUAAGUGCUUCUACAAGUGUGACUAAACAAUACUGUAUGGCACCAUCAUGUCACUGCUUUGCUUGAAAAUGAGAUCACUUUGCACUACCAUCCAAUGGAUAGAACUGUGCAGUGCCAAUCAAUAUUCUGAGGCGAAUGGAGAGUUUUGCGGCCUUUCAAGCGUGGGUUUAGUCGCUGCUAGCUGCCU